UUUUUUGGCGCCUAUUUUUUUUUCUCAACAAAGUCAUUCAGUUUUUUAAUUUUAAUUUAAUUUUUCUUUGAUCAACUAAAAUCAUAAUGGAUUUUCUACAAGAAUGUCAAGAAUAUUUUGGUACAAAAAAUCUAUAUGAAAUUCUUGAAAUAUCUAAAACAGCCAAUGAGAAUGAAAUUAAAUCGGCAUAUCGUAAAAAAUCACUUAAAGUUCAUCCGGAUAGAGUACAAGCUGCAAGUCAAAAAGAAUCGGCAAAACGUGCAUUUCAAAUAUUGACCAAGGUUCAUUGUGUAUUGAGUAAUGAUGAAUAUAGAAAAGUUUAUGAUGAAAGUGGAAUGAUCAUUACCGAUGAGAAUAGUUUUACGGAUUUAUCUACAUUCGAUGAAUUCAUGAACUAUUGGCGAACAUUGUUUCCACGUAUUGAUGCUAAAAAAUUGGAUGAUUUCGAACAAAAUUAUGUUGGCUCAUCAGAAGAGGAAAAAGAUUUGAAAAAUCUUUAUGUAAAAUUCGAAGGAGAUUUAAACAUGAUUUAUGAAUAUUUUUAUUUCUAUGAUGAAGAUCGUGUCACCGGAAUGCUUAACAAAUUGAUCGAUAUGAAUGAAAUACCAGCAUUCGAUUCAUUUGUUAAUGAACCAAAAUCGAAAAAAAACAAACGUAUAAAAAGAAUUCAAAAAGAAUCUUUAUCGGCUAAAAAAGAAUCAGAAAAACAACAAAACAAUGAUGGUGAUUCUGAUUUAAUAAUGGCUAUUCAAAAACGAAAUACAUCCAAAGAGAAUGGUUUUAAUUCAUUAAUUAAAAAUCUUGAAGCUAAAUAUGCAACAUCCGGAUCAAAGAAUAAAGGUAAAUCAUCAUCCAACAACAACAACAACAAGAACAAAAACGACGCAUCUGAUAAUUUAUCCGGUCAUCUCUUAUUCGUAUAAUGGUGGUUUUCUGUGAUUUUUGUUUUCUCUCUUUGAACACACAAACAAAAAAUUUAUUCAAAUUAAUUGUCACGUAUUCUAUGUACUGUCUUUGCUCUUUUUCACACACACACACACACACACACACACAAUUAUCAUCAUCAUCAUUAUCAUACAUGAUGGUUUGUUUGUCAAAUGAAUCGAACAAAAGAAAAAAUUCAUCAUCCAAUUCAAUCAUCAAAAAUCAUUAAAAUGUUAAUAAAUCAAGAAAUUUUAUUGGAAAUAUCCAAUGGACAAUCAAUUAAAGAAGGUGUCAUGUUUUAUAAAUUCAA
This is a messenger RNA of Dermatophagoides farinae (American house dust mite), 1234 nucleotides long. Its product is annotated as dnaJ homolog subfamily C member 9. Gene Ontology annotation, molecular function: heat shock protein binding. Lineage: Eukaryota; Metazoa; Arthropoda; Arachnida; Sarcoptiformes; Pyroglyphidae. The record is from RefSeq and is a predicted model, not a curated record. Gene Ontology annotation, cellular component: cytoplasm; nucleus.